Solea solea (common sole) is the source of this 3055-nucleotide messenger RNA. RefSeq lists its product as uncharacterized. The record is from RefSeq and is a predicted model, not a curated record. Gene Ontology annotation, biological process: regulation of RNA metabolic process; regulation of gene expression. The transcript is spliced from 13 exons. Gene Ontology annotation, cellular component: cytoplasm; nucleus. The coding region runs from base 426 to 1724 and encodes 432 amino acids. Gene Ontology annotation, molecular function: mRNA binding. Lineage: Eukaryota; Metazoa; Chordata; Actinopteri; Pleuronectiformes; Soleidae.
UCCCUGGGUUUUUGUUGUAGUGGUGGCUGUAACUGUAGCUUGUUCUAUAAAUGCUGGACAGUGUCCAGGCAUAGAGCCUCUUUGCCCUGCCCUCAGGCCUCUUCUGCUCGUGGAUCUCGGUGCAGAGGAACGCCUCUUCUGUGUCUGUGACAGGGAGAAUUAUUCAAGAGAUGCGGGUUCACUUGCCCUGUGUAGGGGCUUAUCUUGGGCUAAGCUGAGGGACUAAUAGCAAAGCCAGCCUCCGCUCCAGCCGGUCUGAGGGCACAGGGAGCCAUCUGUCCACUCUGUGGAUCACCAACACUGGGGGCAAACACAGAAAAAGGACUACAAAGUAAAUGAACAUUCAUUUUUGGACAUAAAAGAAAUACAGACGAGGAGCGGAUACUGUAAGAGUGUUUACGUCAAAGGUGUGGAAAACCCAGAGGAUGUCUGACAAGGAAGAAAUGGCUUUAGAUGGGAGUCUGAAUGUGACACUGACGCUGAGAUUGCUGAUGCAUGGAAAGGAAGUUGGCAGCAUAAUUGGGAAGAAAGGAGAAACCGUGAAGAAAAUGAGAGAGGAGAGUGGUGCUCGUAUCAACAUAUCAGAGGGGUCAUCUCCUGAGAGGAUAGUUACCAUCACAGGACCCACAGAAGGCAUCUUCAAAGCUUUCGCCAUGAUUGCAGAGAAGUUUGAAGAGGACAUUACUGCAGCAAUGACUAACAGCAACGUGACAAGCAAACCACCUGUGACACUGCGUCUGGUUUUCCCAGGGAGCCAGUGUGGCUCACUGAUUGGCAAAGGAGGCUCAAAGAUCAAAGAGAUCAGAGAGACCACAGGCGCUCAGGUUCAGGUGGCAGGAGACAUGCUGCCAGACUCCACAGAGAGGGCUGUCACAAUCUCCGGCACUCCGCAGGCCAUCACUCAGUGUGUAAGACACAUCUGCUCUGUCAUGCUGGAGUCUCCGCCAAAAGGAGCGACUAUUCCCUACCGUCCUAAGGUCAUACCUACAGGAGCCCAUGCAGUAUUAGCACCACAGCACACUGCACAAGCCUUUGCAAUUCCAGGGCAGUAUGCAUUUGCACAUCAAGAUUUGACCAAGCUUCACCAGUUGGCUAUGCAGCAUAUCCCCUUCCCUUCCCUUGGGCAGAGCAACCCUACCUUCCCUGGGUUGGAUGCAUCUGCUGCCACAAGUUCACAAGAGCUGGCAAUACCUAAUGAUUUUAUUGGCUGCAUAAUUGGAAGACAAGGCAGCAAGAUCAAUGAGAUUCGCCAGGUCUCUGGAGCUCACAUCAAAAUUGCCAGCGCCACUGAUGGCUCAGCCAUGCGCCAAGUCACGAUCACAGGCUCACCGGCCAGCAUCAGCGUGGCCCACUACCUCAUCAAUGCCAGCCUAGAGAUGGCUAAAUACACCAUGCAGGUCGCUUCCUCAACGACCCAAGCUGACCUCAACAUGAGCUUCGCUCAGUCUGCUCCUACUGCCUCCACUGCUGCUACCUCUAUGGCUAUGCUGGCGGCCACAACCCCAGCCCCAACCACCCUUAGCGUCCACUCUCCUUCCACCUUACAACACAUCCAAAACCCACACUAUGCCGUACCCAUUUCCAGCCUUCUUGGCAUGAAAACUCUCCCUGUCCUGGCUGUGCAUCCAGCCGCUGCUUCCAGCCUAACACAGGGUUUAUCUCCUUUCACCACAAAAAUGACUGGCGUCAAAAAGUCUGACCGCCAGAAGUUUGCACCUUAUUGAGCUCUGCUUUUCAAGUCUCGUCAGUGUGGCCGACGAGUAAGACAUGAUCAAAAUACGGGAUGACAAAUUAUUUAUCAACAACAUACAAUCGGUGUAAAAAUACCUUACAGCAGUGUGUGUGUACGUUUUGCCCAGUUGGCGAACCCACCACUCAUUGGUUUGUGAACUGCUGUUUAAAAGCCUUGAGAUUGGCAGUUUGGCCAAAGCCAUCUUGAGAUCAUAUUUGGAUGAGAGGGUGCAGGAGCUGGGAGAGACGUGGCGAGUAGCUCUUACUGAGAGCCGGAAGACUGACAGGUUACCAUGCAUGAUAUCCACUGUCAAUCACACCAUAGCCAUGCCCUAAGGCAUACUCACCUUUAUUCUUUAAUUCUAAAUAGGACCAUCAUUUAAAAACUGGACAUCAUGUUGCAUUGAAGAAAAGCAUUGAGACCAGGAACUCCUCAGGAAAAUGUUAUAAAACAUUGUAAAUCAGAGAAUUCUGGACCUAUUUUCAUAGACUUUAUUAAAAAGGGACUUCUUUUGGGUUCAGUGGAGUCACCCCUUGAUGGCCAUUCAAGAGAAUACAGGUUGUAGCAAGUAAUUAAGUAAUUAAAAGACUCUGAAAAGAUAAAAGAAUGGAAACAAACUGCAUAUAAACUCAGUAUUAUGUCACGGACCCGCAUAAGAAUUACUUUGGAUUUCUCAGGCUUAUAUUAGAUUCAUAGGAUUUUUUUUUUUGGUCAAAUGGAUUUAUGUAACAGAGGUUUAUAUAAGGACUUAAACCAGGAGAUGUUUUCCAUGAUGCAAAUACUGACUUAGUUUUCUAUCUGUGUAAGUAGUUUACAACCAGUUUUUGUUAGAAAAUGCAUUCAAAUACCAUAAGACAUGGUGCUUUGUUGGCAGCAGGCUAUUAAGACAUUUGUCGUGUACAAUAGAAAUUAGUGUGUUUAUUGUUAUUAUUUUUUUAAUAAGGAUUGCUCCACUUUUCUGUCAUGUUCCCCCCUUUCCUUCACUAUAGGCUCACAUCAGUGCAAACAAACUUGGGUGUUCUGUAGUAGCGCUGCUCUGUUGCAAUGCUGAUGGGAUUAUCCUUAAAGCCACAUUGGAUUCCAGUGGAUUUUACUCUACACGGUAAUCCUGUAGAGGGGGACUGGUCUAACUCACUCAUUUUUGGUUUCUGUAUUUUAGCGAACUUUUCUUGUUUAUUCUCCGCUGUAAAUGAGUGGAACACUUUAACUUUCAGCACCUGAAAUAAAUGCUGAGCAGUUACUGUAAUAAAUGUAUAAUGCAUGUGUGGGUUUUACCUGCUGACGAUGAUAUGACUGAAAUAAAUGCGACUUUAUUUGAAUGCA